Molecule: messenger RNA, 546 nt
Organism: Trichomonas vaginalis G3
Lineage: Eukaryota; Parabasalia; Trichomonadida; Trichomonadidae
Product: protein ubiquitination
Exons: 1
Coding region: 1-546 (181 amino acids)
Source: RefSeq, a predicted model, not a curated record
AUGAAAGAGGAAGAAAUUCUCAAUAUAUAUCCAACAGAUUCACCAUUAUUCUACAUUGCGUGGGACAAGAUUGAUGAACUUAAGCGUAAAUUCCCAAAUCUUGAUGUUAAUAAAUAUAUUCAGCCAGAAUACCCACUUAAUUGUGCUAUUCAAUACGGAUCAGAAUUGUGCUUCAAUUACUUGAAAAAUUUAGGAGCUGAAUAUAAUAAAACCUCAGAGAAAUAUGCUGUUCAAGGUGGAAACAUAAACAUUUUUAUGCAAAUGAUCGAAGAUGGUAAAUUAUUUGCUAACAUGAUUAAUACAGCAUUGGAUUAUCAUAAUUUUGAAAUUGCUGACUACCUCAAAUCAAAUUUCGGACAAACUCCUAAUUCAAUAGCAGAAUGUAUGUAUUUUGGAAAUUAUAACGUUGCUUCGUUUUUACUUUCUAAUGGAGCAGAUAUCAACGAAGUUUACAUUAUUUUUCUUUUUAUACUUUGCAUCGUUUUGUGGAAUUCACUUUCUUCCUAUAAUAUUUUUUGUUGUUUCAUGAAAUUUUUUAUUUAUUAA